AAAAAUUGCAGCAGAGGAGGAGGAGGAGGAGGGGCGGAGCAGUAGUGGAGGAGGAGGAGGAAGAGAAAGAGGAGGAGGAGGGAUCGCGGAGCGGCCUGGGGGCUGCUGCUGCUGUGUCGGUGCCGGGUGGAGCGGAUAGUGCUUGGCGGCAGAACCUGCAAGAUUUGGACAUGUCCUUUAUAUUUGAUUGGAUUUACAGUGGUUUCAGUAGUGUACUGCAGUUUCUAGGACUGUACAAGAAAACGGGUAAACUAGUAUUUCUUGGAUUGGAUAAUGCUGGGAAAACCACCCUCCUGCACAUGCUUAAAGAUGACAGACUGGGACAACAUGUCCCCACACUGUAUCCAACGUCAGAAGAGCUGACAAUUGCUGGCAUGACUUUCACUACUUUUGAUCUAGGUGGACAUGCCCAAGCUCGCAGAGUUUGGAAAAAUUACCUGCCUGCCAUCAAUGGCAUUGUCUUCCUGGUGGACUGUGCAGAUCUUGAAAGACUGGAGGAAUCUAAGCAAGAGCUGGAUGCACUAAUGACAGAUGAGACUAUUGCUAAUGUGCCUAUCCUAAUACUUGGUAACAAGAUUGACAGACCAGAAGCCAUCAGUGAAGAAAGGUUAAGAGAGAUGUUUGGUUUGUUCGGCCAGACAACAGGAAAGGGGAAUGUCCCUGUGAAGGAACUGAACACCCGGCCUCUAGAAGUCUUUAUGUGCAGUGUGUUAAAGAGGCAAGGCUAUGGUGAAGGAUUUCGUUGGAUAGCACAAUACAUCGAUUAAUGCCAAAAUCACAUUCGUUCAUACUGUCCCAUACCUAUUCAUUAUUUGAUCACUCAGUGUACAUAACUUGAACAGAAUAGAUUUUGGUUACAAAAGUGUAUUAUUUUUUAUUAUUGUAUCAACUGUGUUAAAUUUAAAGUAUAAAGACUGAAAACAUAUUUUAAGCAAGUUUGUCUUUUUGGAUCUUGUAGCACUAGUCUCUAGUCUUAUAAAACCACUUUAUUUUGAGAUGUAUAGGUUGUAUGUUGUCUGCAGUCCAUUUUUUAAAAACCUUUCCAACACGGUAUGUUUUUUGAAUGCACUUUUUAACAGCUCCGUCCUACAGACUGGUUGAUCAUAUUUAAUGCUCAUCAUGUUAAAUUUUUAUGUACUUUUUUCAAAACUGGUUUUAUAAACGUAGAGUGUGUAUCCGCCUCUCAGAGAAUAGUAAUGAAUCGGCUUAUGGACAAUUGCAUGAUGCCUUACAGAUUUCAAUAAUAUACUUUCUUAUGCAACGUCAUGCAAUAAAACUCAGUCCCGUUUUUUGGCAUCUUUAAUGGGAAAUGUUUCAUUUUAAUGUCUUAACCUAGUAAAGAUGUUUCAAGAUGUGAAUAUGUUGGGUAGUUUGCUGAAAUUCUGUAUAAAUCCUGUGUAUUGUAGAUUAUUUUUAUUAUUUAUCUGAUUACUUUUCUGCUCAGAAUGAAUCUAAUUACAGUAAUAUUAACCAUGUUAACAUUCACUCAUUGUGGUUCAUAUUAUACAGUAUGAGGUACCAUGGCAUCAUUGUGUAGUGUAUUCUAAAGUUCAGUGAAUGCCUAAAUGCAGUAAUCAGGAGAACAUAGGAAGAGUAGGAAGCUUUACGUACCCUUCUGCAUUCAGAUGUCCACAUGACAUUGCCUUUGGGCCCUCUAUGUUGGGCGAAAUGUUCUUGAGAAGAUGUCAUCCCUUUUGAAAGGUUUAUAGCAAACUAGCACAAAGAAAUAGUCAACCAGAACUUGUGAUAAUUAUUCAUUUCACAUGUUCUAUAAAGAAGAAACUUUGUGAUUAGCUCAUCCAAGCAUUUUGAUUCUGCAAGUACAGGCAGUUCCCAAAUAUCAAUCUGAUCAGUUCUGUAGGUUUGUUCUUAAGUUGAUUUUGUUUGUAAAUUGGAACAGGUGCAUUUUCUAAGUGUAACUCCAUCCAAAAUAUAUCUUUUUUAGCUUUGGAUAGCAUAGGCUUAACACACCCUGUGGUGUUUGUUUUGCUGUCUGUGCCCCUGUUCAGAAGAUUUCACCUCACUUUCUGUCCCUGUGAUAAUUGGAUUUUGAAAGAUUUGGCUUGUUGAAUUAAUGAAAUGUAUUACGAUCAACAGAUCAGACAAAACAAGUAGAACCGAACAAGAAAUAUCAAUAACAAGGUCAUACAAAAACAAAUACCAUUGAAAAAGGGUAAAAUUCCCUUAAGUUUAUGAUGUCAUUUUUUGCCGACAAAAGGGCACUGCAGCACAAAAGCAGCCACUUUAACUGUUACCAUUGUGCCAAAUGCACUUUUACGAUUAGAAACAUGGCCAAAUGUCAAUUGAGUCCCGGGCAUAGAUCCUUAAAUUUCUGGUUUAAAAUGCUUUUUUUUUACCACUGAGGGAUUGGCUCCCUUAGUAUUAACUGACGGGUUCUCUUCUAGACAGAAAAAAGCCACUGGGUGACAAACUUGGUAAACUGGGUUUCCCAUGAACCACUAUUUUGGCAAUGGGAUAUAUGAAAGCUAAAAUGGAAAUAUAUUAGCGAAUUAUAGAUAAUGAGUUGCAGUAACAUGUAAGUGCAGCUGCUGUAUAUCCUGAAUUCAGAGACAGUGGUCAGUCUUUUAAGUUGUUAAGUCAUUUUAAUAUUUUAACCCUUCCAAAAUACAGAACAGCGUUCACCUAAGCAAAAUUUAAUGUAUUAACUUCUGCCUUAUUAGAGGGGAGAUACAACAAUGUCCCCUAUGAUGCACGCUUAUGUCCCUGUGACAUUGGGUCAGUGGAGAUUAUAAGAUGUGUAUUAUUACAUUGUUCCUUCUACAGUGGCUUCCGACAUACCUUUUUGUAUCCAAUUUCACAAAGCGUUCCUGGCUUGUUGUGGAAACAAGGACUGGUGAUAAAGCUUCAGCAGAAACAUCUUUUCUGCAUAACUCUUCCAGGAGUGAAUUUCCCUUUCUAGGGGAAGAUUUGUCUCCCUUCUUGUUGUCUCACCCCCAUUCUUCACUAGGAGUAAUUUGUAAGUGAGAUGUUUGUAAUUCGGGGACUGUCUGUACUAUGAAUCAUUUCAUUAUCAUUUUGGCAAAUGAAAUCACUUAUAGCUACCAGUUUUGCCAAUAAUUUAGUAACGUAGCUGCAAGGAUAAUUUGGUGUCACUGAAGCCCCUUCCACGCAGCUGAAUAAAAUCCUUCAUUAUCUGCUUUGAACUGGAAUAUAUGGCAGUGUAGACUCAGAUAACCCAAUUCAAAGCAGAGAUUGUGGGUUUUUCUGCCUUGAUAUUCUGGGUUAUAUGGCUGCGUGGAAGGGCCCUAAAUCUCCUUAAGGUAUAGGGCAGCUUCUUUGGACACUGUUUAAAAAUUCAUAUUCCUUUUCCGAAUGCUGUAUUAUUGAGAUGCCAGUCAAGUUUUAUGUGAAAGAUUAACCAUGAGAAGAGGUGAGGUCUGGUAUGGUAUAGACUUUUAUUGCUAGCUUGUUAUGUUAACACCUUGGAUGUAGCAGACACUUUGUUUUUUGAAAUAUGGGAUGGGAUUGUGAUAAUGUCAAGCUCACUGAGCAUACUGUUCCAGGUAUGUGCAUCCAUCUGUUCUUUCAAAGGAGAAAAUAAAUGUCAGGGUUGAUCAUA
This is a messenger RNA of Anolis carolinensis (green anole), 3580 nucleotides long. RefSeq names its product secretion associated Ras related GTPase 1B (gene sar1b). NCBI's taxonomy places the organism in Eukaryota, Metazoa, Chordata, Lepidosauria, Squamata, Anolidae. Gene Ontology annotation, biological process: intracellular protein transport; vesicle organization; endoplasmic reticulum to Golgi vesicle-mediated transport. Gene Ontology annotation, molecular function: GTPase activity; GTP binding. Gene Ontology annotation, cellular component: endoplasmic reticulum exit site; COPII vesicle coat. The transcript has 7 exons. The record is from RefSeq and is a predicted model, not a curated record. Bases 171 to 767 code for a protein of 198 amino acids.